Molecule: messenger RNA, 1017 nt
Organism: Leishmania mexicana MHOM/GT/2001/U1103
Lineage: Eukaryota; Euglenozoa; Kinetoplastea; Trypanosomatida; Trypanosomatidae
Product: mitochondrial carrier protein-like protein
Exons: 1
Coding region: 1-1017 (338 amino acids)
Source: RefSeq, a predicted model, not a curated record
AUGUCCACCGUGGACAUGUACAUCGACGGGGCUGUCGCCUCCAUGUGCGCCACCGUUAUUUCAAACCCCUUUGACGUGAUGCGAACACGCAUGCAGCUGCAGGGAGAGCUGUGCAAGCGCGGCCAGUACCAGGUUGUGUACGACAACCUGGGGCAGGGUAUGCUUCGCGUGGCUCGCGAAGAGGGCCUGCGUGCCCUUCAAAAGGGCCUCGUAUCGUCUGUGAUGUGGCAGGUGAUGCAGAACGGGAUUCGAGUGGGACUGUACCCUGCUGCGCGGGCCGAGGUGAGCUAUGCGUGUGGGUCGGAUGCCAUCUACAUCUCCGUGCUCGCGGGUGCCUUGUGCGGCCUCGUGGGCAGCUACUCUUCCUCGCCAUUCCAGCUGGUGAAGACGCGCCUGCAAUCGCAGCGCAACACGAUUGCGACGGCGCGUGGCGAUGUGCUCUCGAAGGCGACGACUGGGGAGCAGUACGACUACGCUGGCGUGAAAGAUGCGUUUUGCAAGAUCUACAAGGGAGGCGGUCUGCGAGCGCUUUGGAAGGGCUCGCACAUUGCGGCGCAGCGCACGCUGGUCGGCUCUGCCGCGCAGCUCACCGCGUACGAUGUGGCGAAGCCUAUAAUUUGCCAGCGGAUGGGAUGGUCGGCCUCUGACAUCCGCGUGCACAUCUGCGCCGCCAUUUUCGCCGCCUCAUGUGUUAUGUGCGUCAUGAACCCGCUGGACGUUGUCAUGACUCGGUCCUUCAAUCACCGCGCUGGUGAGCCCGUGGCCUACUCCUCAAACCUCGCCGUAGCGACGUGGAAGAUCUACCGCAUCGAAGGCGUGCGUGGACUGUACAAGGGCUCCAUGGCGCUCUUCUCUCGCUCCGCGCCCCACAACAUUGUGACAUUCGUGGUGCUGGAGUACCUGCGCAAGCUGCGUGAGCGGUACACGAACCGCGCGUACACAUCUGGGUCGUCCGUGGACAAGUCGAUUGGGUUUAACAGGCUCAUUGAUGGAAAGAGCGGCAAGAAUGCCUCCUAG